Messenger RNA from Chelonoidis abingdonii (Abingdon island giant tortoise), 3050 nucleotides. The record is from RefSeq and is a predicted model, not a curated record. NCBI's taxonomy places the organism in Eukaryota, Metazoa, Chordata, Testudines, Testudinidae.
UUGUGCUGGGUGCCUGCUCUGUCACUUCCUCGUUGUGCCCAUCUGGCUCUGGUGAGCCGGCCAUCGAGGCUGACAGACGCUGGUACCCACCCCAGGGACACAAACCCUUCCCAGAUCUCGGCUGGGCCCCGGAGAUCGGACACUUGGAGACAUCCUGUGGAUUCUGGGUGCUGGGAUUUUGCCACCUUCAUGCUGGAGUCACCGAGGGGUUAGAAAGCCAGGAAGACACCGAAAGUUCACACAACCUCGCCAUCCUGAGAAGAUGAAGGCUGCUGGGGCUCUGCUCACCUUGGGGAUCCUAUUUGGAGGCACCCUGGGUGGGCCGUGGAGCGCGUGGAUGCCACAGACCAUUAUGGCCUUUGAGGGCACGUGCGUGGCCAUCCCAUGCCGUUUCGACUACCCGGACGAGCUGCGCCCCUCGGCCGUGCACGGCAUCUGGUACUUUAACAGCCCCUACCCCCGGAACUACCCGCCCGUGGUGUACAAGUCACGCACCGGCAUCGUUCACGAGAGCUUCCAGGGCCGCACCCGCCUGCUGGGGGACCUCCAGGCCCGCAACUGCACCCUGCAGCUCAGCCGGCUCAGCCCCGAGCUGGCGGGGAAGUACUUCUUCCGCGGGGACCUGGGCGGCUACAACCAGUACACGUACUCGGAGCACAGCAACCUGGAGAUUGUCGACAAACCCACCAUUGUGCCCCCGGCUGCGGUGGUGGUGGGGACAGAGGCGGAGCUGCGGUGCGUGGUGCCGGAUAACUGCCCCACCAUGAAGCCCAUGGUGAGCUGGUUGAACCAUGAGGCGCUGGAGGAUCAGGCUGUCUUUGGCCAGCUGGAGGAGGAGAGCGGCACCUGGAGCCAGGUGUCCCUGCUGAAGUUCCAGCCCUUGCGGGAGAACAACGGGCACGAGCUGGGCUGCCAGGUCACCUACCCCAAUACCACCUUCCUCUUCGAGGCCUUCGCCACCCUGGACGUCAAGUACGUGCCCCAGAUCCUGCAGGUGAACUCGUCCGUGGAGAUCACGGAGGGCUCGCACGUGGUGCUGGUGUGCAUGGCGGACAGCAACCCCAUGGCCUUGCUGGCGUGGUUCAAGGAGGAGGCCGUGCUGCGGGAGGAGCCGUCCACCAACCUGACGCUGGAGCUGGACAACGUCACCCACGCGCAGGACGGGAUCUACACCUGCGUGGCCGAAAACGUGUACGGGCGGGUGAACCGCUCCCUGGCCCUCACCGUCAUGUACGCCCCGCGCAAGCCGUCAGUGAACUCCUCGGUGGUGGCAGUGGAGGGGGAGUCGGUGACUAUCCUGUGCACCACCGAAAGCAACCCCGAGCCCAUCAUCACCAUCUUCAAGGAGAAGCAGAUGGUGGCCACGGUGGUCUACGAGAGCGAGCUGCUGCUGGAGAUCCCCGCCGUGACCCACGAGGAUGACGGGGAGUACUGGUGUGUGGCGGAGAAUCAGUACGGCCAGCGCGGCUCUGCCUUCAACCUCACCGUGGAGUUCGCUCCCAUAAUCCUCUUGGAGUCGAAGUGCACGGCUGCUCGGGACACGGUGCAGUGCGUCUGCACUGUGCUGGCCAAUCCGGAGCCCGUGAUUUCCUUCGAGCUGCCCACCCGGAACGUGACAGUCAACGAGACUGACCAGGAGUUCGUCUAUUCCCAGAAGACGGGCUACAUGGUCACCAGCAUCCUGACGCUGCGCGGGGAGCUGGACUCGCAGCUCUUUGUUGUCUGCUCCGCCCGCAACCUGUAUGGCACCAAGAACCAGCAGCUCCAGUUCCACCACUCCAACAAUCUGAUGUGGGCGAAGGUGGGGCCGGUGGGCGCCGUGGUGGCCUUUGUGAUUCUCAUCGCUGCCGUGUGUUACGUGAGUCAGACGCGGAAAAAGAAAAACGUGAAUGAAAACUCCAGUUUUGUGCAGCUGGAGCACCCGCCCAUGGCGUACGGCGGCGAGUACCGGCCCCCGGGGGCCCUGGACAAAUCCGAGUAUGAGCGGCGCCCAGUGUCCGACAAACACCUCCUGAACAAGCCCGAGGGCUCCCUGGACCUGAACGUGGACUACGCCAACAUUGACUUCACCAAACUGGCUACCAAGGACAGCUACACCCUGACAGAGGAGCUGGCGGAGUACGCAGAGAUCCGGGUCAAGUGAGCGCCCCUUGCCCCCCCCCCCCAGUGACACGCCCUUUGCCAUGGAAGCCACGCCCACCAGAAUCAGGACCUGUCUGUGCCCCCAAAUCACCAGGCACAUCCCCGCCAUGGAAACCCCAUCUACCAGGAUCAACCCCAUGCAGAGUGAAGGUCCUGCCCCGCCCACUACUGGCAGGACGCGCCCCCUGCCAUGGAAGCCCCACCCACUGCAAUCAGGACCUCCGACUGAAUGCAGCUGGGACAGGGGCUGUCUCUCGCUGUGUGUCUGGGCAGCUUCUGGUGCAAUGGGGCCCUGAUCUCAGCUGGGGCAGGGACUACUAUCUCUUGCUGUGUGUCUGGGCAGUGCCUCAUAUCCUGAUGCCCCUUCUUUGACAGCCCUAUGGCUGGUUAUGUGGGUCUGGCCCUGCACUGGGACCCAGGAAGACCUGCGGUUUAAAUCUCACCUAGGCUGCAGAUUUUGUACUACCUUGAGGUAUGUCCUAACCUCUCUGCAUGCCUCAGUUUCCCCAGAAUCUCUUAAUUUCCCCUGUGCACAAUGUGACUUAUAAUUCCCUCCCACUCCGGGUUUUUGUGAGGCUAAAUUUGGAACCGAUUGGGAAGCUCAACCAAAGCCCCGUUGAAUCGUUAAUGAUCCCGUUGAGCUAUCUCUGUAGGAGCCAUGCAAAUACCUGUGUAGAAUCUCCCUAAACCCAUCCAGUCCUUGUUCUAAUUCCCCCAGUCUGUCUUACCACAUGCCGAGGGAACAACAUCCUUUUUCUGCUGCAUAAAAGACUUGUCUAUGGUACAAAGCUACUUAGACCAGCGCCACCAUCCCCAGCCAGGAAGAGGAAUACACUAUACUGGGAUAAAGACCCAUCCUACCGGAAUAACGGCCCCCACAGCUGUACUGGUGUAGGGAGAUCAGCCCU